AUGAUGUCUCCAGAUGACUUAUCCAUUGUAGUUUCUUCAGUCUUGGGACUGGUCUUGGCAAUACCUUCUAACACUUGUAUUGUGAUGGGUUAUCUGGACAUCAUCAGAAAGAAAGGGAAGUUGAGUCCCUCCGAUGUGAUCUUUCUGGGGAAGGGAAUUGUGAAUAUUCUCCUCCAGUGUGUGCUGAGUAUAGAGGGCAUGAUCCAUGUCUUGUGUCGGGUGUUAAGAUCUGUUAAAGAAUUAACUGAAUUUAUGAACACAUCAAUUUUCAUCCUAUUUUAUUACAACUUCUGGUUGACCUUCUGGCUCUCGGCUCAUUACUGUACCAGCAUCACCAAUCUCAGCUAUGGGUUCUUCAUCUGGAUAAAGAGAAUUGUGUCCAAUUUCCUGAGUCACCUUCUAUUCCUGACAGCACUUGGGGUGUUCAUAGUGAGAGUCCCGGGCUUCUUAGCUAUCAAUGCAGAAAGUAUCCCAUCUUCUGAGAACAGAACAGAAGACUCUGGUAAAACUUUCCAUAAAAUGUUUUCCUAUGUUGUGCCUGCAAACACCCUAGGCUGCAUUCUUCCAUUCUCUCUUAGUCUUCUGUGUCUGGUCCUCACUUUCUCCUUUCUGCUCAGACACGUCUGGAGGGUGAAGAAUAACGACUCGGGAUCAACACGUCCAAAUCUUCAGGCUCAUGUCACGGCACUGAGGACAAUCUUCUUCUUACUUCUCAUUUCUGCAUUUUUCUGUGUGUCUCAAGUGGACAUUUUUUUUCAAAAUUCCUCAGAAUUUCAAGCAGUCAGUUGGAAUUUACAAAUAUUAUCCCCAUCGGUGGAGGCCGCCAUCAUUUUCCAGGCCAGCAACAAGCUGAGAAGGAUCAUUCUGAGAAGAUUCUGGACCAGAAGCCGGAGAAACACAGAGACUUAA
Molecule: messenger RNA, 909 nt
Organism: Rana temporaria (common frog)
Lineage: Eukaryota; Metazoa; Chordata; Amphibia; Anura; Ranidae
Product: taste receptor type 2 member 41-like
Exons: 1
Coding region: 1-909 (302 amino acids)
Biological process (GO): G protein-coupled receptor signaling pathway; detection of chemical stimulus involved in sensory perception of bitter taste; sensory perception of taste
Cellular component (GO): membrane
Molecular function (GO): G protein-coupled receptor activity; bitter taste receptor activity
Source: RefSeq, a predicted model, not a curated record